UGUGUGUUUAUCAAAAUAAUAAAAUAAUAUGGAUCAAAAAAAGAGUAAUGUUAAAUAUUCACACCUGGAUCAACGAAUCAAAACUCUUAUUGAUGUUAGCCAGGAAGUCUUAGAUACUGACAAUUUUAUUGAAAUUGCUAUUGAUCGGGUCAAAACAAAAACUAAGCGUUCAUUUUAUCCAGAAUUUAUACGUAGAUCACUACAACUGUUGAAUAGAGAAGAAUUAUUCGAAAUUCGUGAGAAAUACUGGAGUAUGAUUGCUCAAAUGAUAAUCAACAAAAUGUUUCCGCUUUCAGUAUUCCAAUCGGAGUAUUGUAAAAUGUUGGAAGAAACAUCAAGCAAGGACAUUGAUUUUUAUGUACUAUGGAUGUUCAAAGCUGAAAUACUAAAAACAUUGAUAAUUCGUGGUGCACAUCCAUUGAGUGAAUUGACAACAACAACAUCAGUUCUCAAAAAACGCGGUCUUGUUGGUAAACUUAUUGGAAAAUUAUUAAAAAUCUUAAUAGAAAGUGAAGGUGAAUUAGCAUUUACUGAAAAAUGGAAUGCUAGUGGUAUUAAAUGGGAUGAUUUACUUGAUAGAUCACUUGAAAAUUCAAUUGAUUUUAUAAUCGUUUAUGAUUUACACUGUUUAUUACGUAAAGGUCAUAACAGAAAAAGACGUUCGGCAACAGAAAAUGUUGUUAAAGACGAAUUGAAAGCAAGUGGUAUUGAAUUAUUGACUGAUUUAGUUGAUACAUCAUAUGAAAAUCAAGUUGAUAUUAUUAAAAAAUAUAAUUCAAAGUCUUUGACAAUUGAAGAAACACGCCAACUAAAUAAACAGUUAUUGAAUUUAUUACGUGAAAGAGAUUUUGAUGAUAUACCAAGUUGGAUAACAGAAAAUGUUGGUGAAGAAAAAUAA
Messenger RNA from Aphidius gifuensis, 898 nucleotides. RefSeq lists its product as uncharacterized. The record is from RefSeq and is a predicted model, not a curated record. Lineage: Eukaryota; Metazoa; Arthropoda; Insecta; Hymenoptera; Braconidae. The coding region runs from base 29 to 898 and encodes 289 amino acids. The transcript is spliced from 4 exons.